CUCUGUCUCAGGCCCAAAAAAAAAAAAAUAUGGAAGAACUUUGACCUCUUUAGAGAUCACAAAUUACUACAUCGGAGAAGACAAGUUCAUCAGAAAAUAAAACUUGGUAGGAAGACGAGGAAGGGAAGGCUAUCUCAUCAUUUCUGGUUCUCUAGCUCUAUUUCCGAAUUCUUCCAUAUUCACUCAAAAUAUCAUUGAUCAAACAUACGACUUGCUAUCUGUAUUUGAAAACUCAAACAUAAGAGGAUGGAGGUGGUAACUGAUAGAAAUGAAGGAUGCGACCAUAUCAGUAUCGAUGAGCAAGUGUUAUCAAAUUCACUUGCAAAACGUUUGAAACACAAAUUGGAAAAGCUGUCUCCUUUGUCACCUGAAUGCUGUAUAUAUCGAGUUCCUGCAGAACUACGUGUUGGCAAUGAAAAAUCCUUCAAUCCUCAAGUUAUUUCAAUCGGUCCUCUUCAUCACAACAAUGACAAGCUCAAAGACAUGGAAGAACAUAAAAUGAGAUUCUUGAAAGACUUUCUCUCUCGAGCUCAGGUUGGUGUGGAUGACUGUGUCGAACUUUUGAAGAAGAAAGAAGGGCAGUUGCGAAAUUGCUAUGCAGAUCCAAUUGAGUUGGAUAGUGACAAGUUUAUUGAGAUCAUUCUGAUAGAUGCAGCUUUUAUUGUUGAAGUUUUCCUGAGAAAUAGUUCUGGUAACGAGGUUCAGAAUCAACAUGAUCAUUUUUUUGGCAGACCAUGGAAGCUAAGGUUCAUUAAGAAUGAUAUGCUUUUACUGGAAAAUCAAGUUCCUUUCUUCAUCAUUCAGGACAUACUUUCACUCACUGGAUCAUCCAUUCCCAUAAAGAAUGAUGUUAGGCUUUCAGCAAUCAAGCUGACGUAUGAGUUUUUCAAAACAAGAAUGUAUCUGAAAGAUAUUGAUAAUUUCAAUGCUGUAGAAAAAGUAGGUCAAUCUGAGAUACAACACUUCGUUGAUUUUGCAAGAAUUUGUCACAUGCCACAAGAGAUGCCCCACAAAAGUAAACUAAAGUCUCUUACUAUACCUACUGCAACACAGUUACACCAAGCAGGGGUGAAGUUCAAGGUGAAGCAAAGUAGGGAUCUUUUUGAUAUACAGUUCAAAGAUGGGAUCUUGGAGAUUCCACGCUUGAGAAUAAAUGAUGCUAUGGAGAAUUUUCUAAGGAAUCUCAUUGCAUAUGAAAAUUACCAUUUGAAAGACAAUUAUGUGAAAGACUAUGUCUUCAUCCUCGAUCGCCUUAUCGACACGGCUGAUGAUGUAGAAAUGCUUGCUCAGAAUGGGAUUAUUGAAUCAAAGUUAGCAGGUAAUCAAGAGGUUGCUUCUGUCAUCAACAAGCUAUCUCCAGGAAUAACUCUGGUCAGAUUCAAUUUCUACUUCUCUGAUCUGUGCAAGGAGCUGAAUGAUUACUACAGAGUGCCUUGGCAUAAAUGGAAGGCAACACUAAAACAGGACUACUUUACUAAUCCAUGGGCCAUUAUCUCUGUAAUUGCAGCAAUUGUUCUUCUUGGACUCACCAUAGUGCAAACAUUUUAUGCAGUGGCCUCUUACAAUUAAGUUUGCUUUGAUUGUUUGAGAACUUGAUGCAAGUUGGUUUUUGAGAUGUUAGAGGUUUAUGAAGACAUAUGUAGCUAGAUAAAUUUAUAUUUGGAUUUUAUAAAAAUUAGCUGAGCAUGGUUGUUGAGAAUUUGCCAUGUACUGUGCUGUUUUGAGCUUUUGGGAUUAAUUAUUAGUCUUGAGCAUUUUUUGUUAA
Messenger RNA from Prosopis cineraria, 1765 nucleotides. Its product is annotated as UPF0481 protein At3g47200-like. The record is from RefSeq and is a predicted model, not a curated record. NCBI's taxonomy places the organism in Eukaryota, Viridiplantae, Streptophyta, Magnoliopsida, Fabales, Fabaceae. The transcript is spliced from 2 exons. Bases 247 to 1569 code for a protein of 440 amino acids.